This is a messenger RNA of Parascedosporium putredinis, 543 nucleotides long. The record is from the annotation of a GenBank genome assembly. NCBI's taxonomy places the organism in Eukaryota, Fungi, Ascomycota, Sordariomycetes, Microascales, Microascaceae.
AUGAGGAGGCAGGGCAUCACCGCCAACUCUGCCGGCACCCACGACGGCUACUACUACUCUUGGUGGUCUGAUGGUGCCUCACCCGUCACUUACACCAACCUUGCCGGCGGCUCUUACAGCGUCGACUGGCAGUCCGGCGGUAACCUCGUCGGCGGCAAGGGCUGGAGCCCCGGCAGCGCCAAGAACAUUACCUACUCCGGUACCUGGACUCCCGUAAACAACGGCAACGCUUACCUCACCAUCUACGGCUGGACCAAGAACCCCUUGGUCGAAUACUACAUCAUCGAGAACUACGGAGAGUACAACCCCGGCGGCUCGGCCACCCCAAGGCAGCCAUCAAUUGAGGGAACCUCCACCUUCAACCAAUACUGGGCCAUCCGUACCGAGAAGCGCACCGGCGGUACCGUUGACACCGGCGUCUUCUUCGAUGCCUGGACCAAGGCCGGCAUGCCCCUCGGCACCCACGACUACAUGGUUGUCGCCACCGAGGCUUACAGGAGCGCCGGUAGCUCGCGCAUCACCGUCGAGACUCCCCUUAAAUGA